Caenorhabditis elegans is the source of this 1666-nucleotide messenger RNA. RefSeq lists its product as uncharacterized. The record is from RefSeq and is marked reviewed. Bases 451 to 1296 code for a protein of 281 amino acids. The transcript is spliced from 8 exons. NCBI's taxonomy places the organism in Eukaryota, Metazoa, Nematoda, Chromadorea, Rhabditida, Rhabditidae.
GUGUAUUGCUUAUUUUUAAUAAAUUUCUACAACACAGUUUGUGCAAGUCAUUCUAUUCGUUUUUUUUAUCAAAUUAGGCGUCCAAGAUAUGCGUAUUCUCAACAAGUACAGUCAACUUUACCCAACACUUACCAACAGAUUCCACGUUCUCAUACUGUUGCAAUGCGUUCCUUGUAAUUUCUCGGGGUAUCAAUAGAACUUUCGAAAUUACGACGCCAUUUUGAGAAGUAUUAAUGCCAUUUUGGUUUCGGGGAGCGGACAACAUGCAAAUUCGUCCGUCCGCAUCGCAUACAUUACAUACAACACCAGAGCGGUAUGCAGAAAUGUGACGACCAUUAUUCGCUUCGCAGUUGGAAAGAAUUUGUGAUAGAAGGAAUACGGUCCUACGGGGGCACAUGAGACGCAGACAGUUGAGGGAGAAGAGUUGCCAUCGGAUUGCCUACCGUCCGUAUGAGGAUUUUUACGGCUUGCGUCAUUAUUUCGCUUGUUACUUUUGGUGACGGAAGGAGGAGAAUCUACACUGAAGAAGAUGAGGCAAAGUAUUUGAACGAGCUGAAACAACAGGAAUUGCGAAAUUUCGAGCUGGAAAUGAGACAACAAACAAAUCAACGAGGAGUAAAGUACUCAAGUGGCAUGUUAGGAGUUCAGUUGGAUGGUGGAGCUUCUGAAUCUGAUGAUCUUCCCAAUGAACUGAGAGGUCCUGUUUCAACGUGGAACAAGAAAACUUCAAGAACUCAACCAAAAGAGCAAACUCAAGCAUUGGCUUUGAGAUCCAAACCAAGUUUUGAAAUGUCAUCGCUUACUCGGAAAAGUGUAGAAAUUUCCGAUGGCAUUGACGAUGACGAUCAUUGGUGCUAUUACUGCGCAACUCCUAUUGACAAAGUCAAGCCGGAUAUGAGAAGAUCAAUAAGAAAUUUGCUUGAAAUGCGUAGGACGGCUUUUCCAGUUGAUGCCGUAACCAAUGAUUGCUACUCCGCGAAAAACCUGACAAGGCUGAAAAAACAGAAGUGUUCCUACAAGUAUUGUCAAACACUUUCAAUUUUGGAUAGAAAUGCAGGAAAUUCAUUUGUUGUCCGUGGAUGUGCUGAACAUUUUGGUGCAAUAAAUGUGCCAGAAUUGGAAAAGAAAAGCGAUCAUUCUUGUGAAAUGCUGCAUGAAAAGUUAGAAAUCAAAGAAUGUAUUUGCAAAACAAGCAAGUACUGUAACGCUGGAUGGACCAAACGAAGUGCAAAUGGAGUGUUUCAACAUUCUCGUGUCGCCUUUAUUGCUUUAUUUUCAAUCCUAGUUAUGUUGUGAUAACAUAAUAUAUAACAAUUAAACUUUUAUCACUACUAUUCAGGUUCAAUUCUUUUUUAGCACUAUCCCAAUAGUUAUUUCUCUACUGACAAAACUUAGCUUUCACUUCGUUUUUAACCGAUCUUUCGCUUCUCCUCUUUCAUCGUACUCUCGCCUUCUCACCAUUUCUCGGGUUUCGAUUUCAAAACGCCGUGUUUUGAGAACUUUUCCAUGUUUCCCAUUGUUACUUUUUGUUUUCUUUGUAUCAUCCAUCAGGGUUUCCACCUCGUUGAUUCAGUCGUUUCUAAAUUGAAUUUGAACACAAUUGAAACGUUUCUACUUUGUUAUUGUUGGUGACAUACGAGUUAAACAAACAGUACAUGUUCAAAAA